CACUGCACUGCAUGGAUCAUAUUCACCAUAUAAAACCUCAUCCAAUCUCAUCAAUAAUCCAACAAUGACGAGAUCAGCAGUGGAACUUGAUUUCUUUAGCAUGGAGAAAGAGUCUACUCAUCAUGCUAAACUUGAAAGUGGAAUAGCCUUUGGAGAUAUUCAAAGUGUGAUUCCAAAGACUGAUCCUGAAGUUUUGAACCCUCAAUUGCCCCUUUUUAGUCCUAUUUCGAGGCUUUGUUGUAGCACGGAAAAUGCACCUCUGACCAUUUUCUACGACGCAACGGUUGCGUUUUUCGAUGUCUCCAGUGACGAGGCGGAAGGUAUUCUAAGGUUUGCAGAAAGGUCAAAAAUUAUGGAUGCGUUUUCUCCAAGAAAACAAUUGUUUGUGGAAACAUUUAGUGGAGAUCUACCAUUGGCUAGGAGAAACUCCUUACUUAGAUUCUUGGAGCAGCGAAAAAAGAGGCUGACUAUGGUGUCACCUUAUGGUUUCCCAGUGCCCCCUAUUUAUGGCUCCUUAGGCCAUACUGCCUCCGGAAACAAGAAUUAGCAGAAGAUAUGAUCAUACAAUAAUAUAAUAUUGCUGAUCAUAUAGAUGGAUCUUAAUGUAAAUGUUAAUUUUGGGGAUUUGUCAGUACUACUCUUAUAUGUUACUAAGAUGUUAAUUUUCCCAGUCAAAUAUGGAAUAUAACUAGCAGGAUAGUCGGACACAUAAGUGCACAUUUUUAAUACAUAGGAACCCCUCGGAGGGGCGAAUCUAGACUUUGACCUAUGAGUUCACGUGUACCUUCUAGUCUUUGUUCAAACUUUGUAUUUGUGUCGGAAAAUUUACUAAAUAAGUAUAAAUAUUAAAU
Lycium ferocissimum is the source of this 851-nucleotide messenger RNA. RefSeq names its product protein TIFY 9-like. NCBI's taxonomy places the organism in Eukaryota, Viridiplantae, Streptophyta, Magnoliopsida, Solanales, Solanaceae. The transcript has 6 exons. Gene Ontology annotation, cellular component: nucleus. Gene Ontology annotation, biological process: regulation of defense response; regulation of jasmonic acid mediated signaling pathway; response to wounding. Bases 65 to 547 code for a protein of 160 amino acids. The record is from RefSeq and is a predicted model, not a curated record.